Anopheles maculipalpis is the source of this 1047-nucleotide messenger RNA. RefSeq names its product methionyl-tRNA formyltransferase, mitochondrial. Gene Ontology annotation, cellular component: mitochondrion. Lineage: Eukaryota; Metazoa; Arthropoda; Insecta; Diptera; Culicidae. The transcript is spliced from 4 exons. Gene Ontology annotation, biological process: biosynthetic process; conversion of methionyl-tRNA to N-formyl-methionyl-tRNA. The record is from RefSeq and is a predicted model, not a curated record. Bases 1 to 1008 code for a protein of 335 amino acids. Gene Ontology annotation, molecular function: methionyl-tRNA formyltransferase activity.
AUGCUUCUACAUACAAGAUUACCCACUCUUCGGAACAUAGGCUAUGUUCAGCGGUAUUUUUCCAACGUUUGCCGUCUCAAAGUGUUGUUCUUUGGAACGGACCACUUCUCAUUGCCCAGUCUGAAAGCACUACAUAAAAAUCUAAUAGAUAAUGGUCGCGUGGAGCGACUCGAGGUAGUUACUUCUUUCAAAGCGGCCAAGAAUCCGGUAAAAAGGUAUAGCCGCACCGAAGGUAUACCAUUGCACGAUUGGGCAUAUUUCUCCCGCAGAGCUGCAAGUACGUUUGAUCUCGGUGUAGUUGUUUCGUUUGGACAUCUCAUCCCAGAGACUUUGAUAAAUUCCUUCCAUCGAGGAAUGCUUAAUGUACACGCUAGUCUACUACCAAAGCUUAGGGGUGCAGCACCGAUAGUACACGCCAUCGCAAAUGGUGACCAGCGCACCGGAGUCAGUAUAAUGCGCAUCAAGCCCUUGCAGUUCGAUGUCGGUGAAAUACUGCUACAGUCUUCCGUCGACAUUGGGCGUGACACGCUAAUGCCACAGUUGCACGAUCAACUAGCAAACAUUGGGGCUGAUUGUUUGAUUGCAUGCAUUGAAGAUUUAGAGACCUACUACCAGAGGCAAACUAUACAGAAUAACGCUGACGCUACAUAUGCUCCCAAAAUAAGUCGAAAGUUUGCUAAAAUCUCGUGGAGCAAUUCAACUUCAGUAAGGAUAUAUGACUUGUACCGUUCCUUGUAUGGCUUACAACCCCUAAUAACAACCUUUGGCGGAGAUGUGGUAAAAAUUUUUAAACUAUCGUUCAACAAAGCGCAAACAAGUCUUACACCAGUUACACCAGGCUACGUGGAAUACUCCAAGCGCAACAAACAAUUGUUGGUGCGAUGUGGCGACGGACAAUUACUAGAAAUACUGCAACUAUCCAUCGGAGGCAAGAAAAUGCUUACCGGGCAAGACUUUUACAAUGGUUUUCUGAGCAAAGUGCACACAUCGGAAAGGUGUUUCAAGUGAAAUGUGAAAAGCUUAUAGUAAAACAUUUAGAACAGAAUG